AUGGCAGACCGAUACGUCGAGUUACCUCGAGCGCAGCUCACCCCUGACUAUCUGCAUGCAAACUCAACCACUCAUGAAUUCCUCUUUGGUGCACUAGCAGAAUUGGUGGAUAAUGCAAGGGAUGCCAGAGCAACGCACCUGAGCAUUUACACAGAAGAGAACGAACAAGGGACAGGGGGCAUUAUGUUGUGUUUUCUGGACGACGGAGUCGGCAUGGACCCUGAUGAAGCAGCUGAUGUUAUUCAUUUGGGGAAAUCUUCGAAGAGGACAUCAGAUCAUCCAUUCAGUGGACAGUAUGGAAAUGGAUUGAAGUCAGGGGCAAUGAGAAUAGGUAUGGACUUAAUUCUGUUCACCAAGAAAACCAAUACCAUGACCUGCAUCCUGUUAUCUCGAACGUUUUAUGAGAAAGAAGGUAUUGAUGAGGUUAUUGUACCAGUGCCAUCAUGGUUUGUUUCAACUCAGGAAUCCAUAAAAACUGAUGACCAGACGUUUUCCCUUGAAAUGGCACUAAUUUAUAAAUAUUCCCCAUUCAGCACCGAGUUCGAUGUCAUGCAACAGUUUCAUAAAAUUACAGGAUCAAGCGGCACUCUGGUAAUUAUCUACAACGUAAAGCUGAAUGAUGAUGGAGAACCAGAACUGGAUGUUGUAUCAGACCCGUCCGAUCUGUUGCUGACAGGAAUGGUGAGAAAUGGAAUCCAGCCCGAACACUAUUCGUUCAGAGCCUAUGCUGCAAUAUUGUACAUUGACCCACACAUGAAGAUUUAUAUCCAGGGGAAGAAGGUCCGCGCUAAACCUCUCAUCUUCUCAUUGUACAGACCCAGAAAACCAGAGAUCCUGAUGUUUGACGAAGACCUCGCAGAACGAUGGAGCGUAUUUGAAGAAGAUUUCUCAAUCUACAUUGAGGCAGCUCACCUGACUGCUGCUCCAGGUGUUCGAGCUUCAAUUCUUCUUAAUCUAGCAGGCACAGAAGCUGCCCGACAUGCCAGAAGAUUUCAUUAUGAACCGGCGAGGUACUUCCAGUUGUCCGUCCAGCACAGGAUUCCCCAUGCUAUGCGAGACCGUGUUCAAAGUGAACUCAACAGGAUGGUGUCUCUAGGUGUAAUUGCUCCCGUCGCUGACUCCUCGGAUUGGGUCUCCACCAUGGUUGUGAAUAAGCUUCAACUUGCCAAAGCUGUUACUAAAUUAUCAGUCUCACAGAAGGAUGUAGAGAGAAAGAAGAAACUGUAUCAAGAAAAACUGAGAGCACUGAAAAAGCCAAAUAAUCUGACUUUUAUUUUCGGAGUGAACAUCGAGAAUAGGAACUGUGAUGGGAUGUUCAUUUACAACAACUGUCGCCUCAUCAAAAUGUACAAAAGAAUUGGAGUCCAGCUGGACCGUGGUAUGGCUGCAUGUGGUGGUGUCAUGGGUGUGGUCAACGUGCCCAGUGCAAUGAUGGAGCCAACUCAUAACAAGCAAGACUUUGUAGAUGCCAGAGAAUACCACAGCUUACUGAGAGUUAUGGGGCAGUGUUUGCGGCAGUACUGGAAGGGCCUAGACAUUGCUCGGGCUGGGAUUGCAAAGUUCUGGAGUGAGUUUGGAUACGUGUCGACCAACUGGAGCUGGCCACCAUCUCCUGCAGUCCAGUAUAGGAGGAGGCGGGCUGUGGAGAUCCCACUCACUGUGCAGUGCGACCUGUGCCUACGUUGGAGAGUGUUACCAUCUAACCUGGAUGUGGAUGACAGAGAACUGCCUGACCCUUGGAUCUGCUCCAUGAACCAAAAUCCACAACAAAAUCGAUGUGAUAUAGCAGAACAACUGCCCCAAAUUCCAUCAGGAGCAAUAAAAGCAAGAUCACCAUUAUCCAAUGAAAAGCAGGAACGAUUGGAGAAAUCAAUCCAGAGGCAUUGGGUCAAAGUGGCUUCCUUGCAAUCUCAGGCAAGUACAGUGUAUCUGCUCAAAUACUCCCUGCUUUGA
Amblyraja radiata (thorny skate) is the source of this 1953-nucleotide messenger RNA. Its product is annotated as ATPase MORC2B-like. NCBI's taxonomy places the organism in Eukaryota, Metazoa, Chordata, Chondrichthyes, Rajiformes, Rajidae. Gene Ontology annotation, cellular component: nucleus. Gene Ontology annotation, molecular function: zinc ion binding. The coding region runs from base 1 to 1953 and encodes 650 amino acids. The transcript has 18 exons. The record is from RefSeq and is a predicted model, not a curated record.